Messenger RNA from Neltuma alba, 978 nucleotides. RefSeq lists its product as uncharacterized. The record is from RefSeq and is a predicted model, not a curated record. The transcript has 5 exons. The coding region runs from base 85 to 930 and encodes 281 amino acids. Lineage: Eukaryota; Viridiplantae; Streptophyta; Magnoliopsida; Fabales; Fabaceae. Gene Ontology annotation, cellular component: chloroplast.
AGUUCUAAUGUUGGAACUUGGAAGCAAACGUAAUCCGAUUACGAGAUAUCUCUGGCUCUGUGGUAGGCAGCGGAAUGAACAGAAAUGGCUGCCACUCUUUCUUCCUGUGUCGCCGCCCUCUGCCACCCCUCCAACUCCAAGAACUGUAGGGCUCCCUUUUUCCUCCCUCACAAUCAUAACCACUCCUUUUUAUUGCGAGGUAACGAUUUCCUUGCAGUUGCGAAUGAUGCCGAUAAGAUUGUUGAUGGGAUCGACUUCGGUGAACUAUGCAAUGACUUUGAGUGCAUCAGCAGCCCCUUGGUAGAAUCCACAGCAAGACAACUUGCUCGCGAUAUACUUGAGCUUCGGGAUGAUAACAGAGCUUUUGCAACCUUGGCUAUUUCCGUCAAAUACAGGGAUCCCUUGAGGAGCUUUAUCGGUCGCGACAAGUACAAAAGACCGCUGUGGGCUAGGGAUGCCCUGAACAAUCCCUCUGUGAGUGUGCAGGAAAUGGUGAUGCUGUCGAUCAGUGUGCUCUCUAUCAAGUGGACAAUUAGAGGGAAGCCUAAAGCUUUAAUCGGCGGAAUAGCGGGGGAUCUGAUCCUCCGAGUUACUUCCCGCUUUACUCUCAACCAAAUUAGUGGUCAGGUCAUUGAGCAUGAAGAAUCCUGGGAUUUAUCUAACUCGUCCGCUGUUGCCCGGGCAUUUUUCUGGACAUCCCGCGCACUUUUGGCUGCUCGAGAGUCUGGAAAAGAUUUGGUUGAUAUUGCCAAAGAUGUAAGUGGCCGUCUUCCAACAAAGAAAGACAACUCGGAGACUGAUCCCAAUACAUCACCUGAUCCAACUAAGUUCUUCCAGAGGGACGACAGCUUUGAGCGAGACGCAUACCAGCUCGCACUAUUUCUGGCAGUUCUUUAUAUUCUUGUUCAAUUUCUGAGGACAGCUUUGUGAAGUCUGCCUUGUCAAGUCUACUCUAUUCCACAAAUUAUCACAAUAUUA